Molecule: messenger RNA, 1581 nt
Organism: Diaporthe amygdali
Lineage: Eukaryota; Fungi; Ascomycota; Sordariomycetes; Diaporthales; Diaporthaceae
Exons: 8
Coding region: 1-1581 (526 amino acids)
Biological process (GO): transmembrane transport; carbohydrate transport
Cellular component (GO): membrane
Molecular function (GO): carbohydrate:proton symporter activity
Source: RefSeq, a predicted model, not a curated record
AUGGGAGGCUUCCGCGCAGUCGAGGAUCGGCCCACGCCCAAAGAGGUGUACAACUGGAGGCUGUAUCUCGAAGCGGCGGUGAUAUCGUUCGGUUCGUUGCUGUUUGGCUACGAUUCGGCCUUCAUCGGAACGACGAUUGCGAGAGACAGCUUCAAGAGAGACUUUCAGAUCACAGAUGGCGUGGCGAACAGCAUUUCAAGCAACAUCACCUCGGCAUUCCAGGCCGGAGCCUUCUUUGGUGCCAUUUUCUGCUUCUUGAUAACGGAACGCGUCGGCAGAAAAUGGGCUCUGGAAGUCAGCUCCGUAAUCUUUGUCGUCGGUGCGGUCUUAAUGACUGCAGCCACGAACCAACUUUCAUAUAUUUAUGCUGGUCGUGUUCUUACCGGGCUUGGAUGCGGUAUCAUCACAGCAACGGUGCCUAGUUACAUAGCCGAAUUAUCCGUUCCAUCCAUCCGAGGUAUUCUUACCGGUCUAUUCGAGAUUGUCUACCAAAUCGGGUCUGUCCUAGGGUUCUGGAUCAACUACGGGAUUACAAAGAACAUGGACUCGUCCAGCGCGGCAAGCUGGCGGAUCCCCAUGGCUGUCCAGCUGAUCCCAGCCGGGCUCUUACUCUUCGGCGGCUUCUUCAUCCAUGAGAGCCCCUUGUGGCUCAUGCGCAAGGACAAGGAGGAGCAGGUCUUCAAGAACCUGCAGUAUCUCCGCCAGAUCCCUCCAGAGCACCAGUAUAUGCAAGAGGAGGUGCAAAUGAUGCGAGAUAGGCUUGCUGAAGAGGCCGCCGUCUCUAAACAAUACGGUACCGGUGCAUGGGCAUUCUUCCGUGGAGCGAUGAGUGAACUGUCCCAAAAGGGGAUGAGAAACCGCGUGUGGCUCAUCUUUUGCGCCUUCGCUCUCCAGAACAUGGGCGGUGCUGGAGCCAUCAACUACUAUUCUCCAACUUUGUUUGGCUCGCUGGGGAUCACAGACGUCACGCUGUAUACCGCCAUUGCAUCUCUUAUCUUCUACAUCUUCUUGAUUGAUAUGUGGGGACGUCGCUACCCUACAAUUCUGUCGUCGCUCGGCUGUGCCCUGUGCCUUUUCUAUAUCGGCGCAUACGUAAAAAUUGGCCAUCCAGCAGAUGUCAUCAAGGCUGGUAAAGAUUUGUCCACAUCGACAGCGGCUGGUGGCAAAGCCGCAACGGCGCUUAUCAUGAUAUACUCUGUAUUUUGGUCUUUUGGCCUUAACGGAAUUCCCUGGAUUGUGUCUGCCGAGAUAUUCCCUGGCGCUCUGCGUACUAUCACUGGGACUUGGACUGCUUGUUGCAACUGGCUUACGCAAUUCAUCAUCACGAAGUCGUUGCCCUAUAUCUUUACAUCCAUGGGCUACGGUACUUGGUUCUUCUUUGGCACUUGGUUGUUGAUCGCAGUGGUCUGGGCCUUUUUCUGCCUGCCAGAGACCAAGGGUGUCUCUAUCGACCAAAUGGAUUAUCUCUUUGGUUAUGAAGGUGACAGGCAUAGUUUGUCUACCGAAGAAAACACCAAGCGGCCUUCUACUGAUAGGAAGGACAAGGCAUUCGAGAGUGAACACGCCGAGGACUUGGACUAG